This is a messenger RNA of Bombyx mandarina (wild silkworm), 1189 nucleotides long. Its product is annotated as SAP30-binding protein. NCBI's taxonomy places the organism in Eukaryota, Metazoa, Arthropoda, Insecta, Lepidoptera, Bombycidae. The record is from RefSeq and is a predicted model, not a curated record. Gene Ontology annotation, cellular component: nucleus. Gene Ontology annotation, biological process: regulation of DNA-templated transcription.
UGUUAGAGUUAGUUAGAAUAUUUAGACGUGUUUUUUGCUUAAAUUAAAUGGGUAUUUGGUUUUAAAGAAAGUUGCCAUAUUCUAUUAAAGCAACCUUUGUGUAACAUAAGCUGUAACAACAUAAUGACUUCCCAAGCGUUAGCGUCGCUCACAGCGACUUACACCGACUCUGAAGGCGAAGAAGAUAUGGAAGACCAAACGCCUGAAAAAGAAGAGCCAAAAGAAGCUCAUUCCGUCCCGACCAGUCCUCGGAAAGUGGAGGAAAGUAACAAGCCAGCCUCAGCUCCAGUUUCCCCUAAGAAAAGUCUAGUUAGCUACGUAGAUGACACGAUAGUGUCUGACGAAGAACCGACAUCACCAGUUAAUGAAAAUGAAGAUGACAUGCGCCGUUUGUCCAUGGAGACCGACACAGACGAAGCAGUACAGCGAUCAGACCCUGAUGACUCCGAAGACGGCAUCACAAUCCCACCUGAACCAUCGGGAAAGUGUCCCAAAGAACUACAAGAAUCUAUAGCAAAAUUUUACAACCGCAUGUUAACAGAAGGACUUGACAUGAAUAGAAUCAUACAGGACAAGAAAAAUUUUAGGAAUCCAAGUAUAUAUGAAAAAUUGAUACAAUUCUGUGAUAUCAAUGAACUUGAUACAAAUUAUCCUCCAGAAAUAUAUGAUCCAUUAAAAUGGGGGAAAGAAUCUUACUAUGAGGAACUCUCUAAAGUUCAAAAACUGGAAAUGGAGAGAAGAGAGAAAGAAAAAAAAGAAAAAUUGUCAAAAAUUGACUUUAUCAGUGGAGUUGCCAAGAAACCUGAAAGUGACGAUGAAAAGAAAAGAAAAUCAAAAUGGGAUCAAGCCGCUCCCAAUAUAGGCUCUAAGCCGAAUAUCAAACAACCAGGCCUAGUGCAACAACCACUGACAACAAACAUCACUGGCACAAAGGGAACCGUCAUUGCUGCUUUUGGAUCUUUACCAAAAAAACCAAAGAUCUGACGUGAGAAACGUCAUUCAGCUGUAAAUGUUGAAUGAUGAUCAUUAGAUGGACUAAGAUACAAUUAUAAUCUAUGCUAUAAAUUGUAUAUAGAUAAAUUUGUCUUAAAAAUAUAUUAAAUAAAUGAUCAAUAAUAAAAGUGUUGAAAAAUAUAAUCAUGGAUUUCUACAUAAAAGAUAUCAGUCAAAUGUCAGGAAAUAAAAAUGC